AUGGAUCCUGUCAAGGAUCAGCAAGACAGACCUUCCAUCAUGGAGAAGGAAAGCGACACCAAGAGUUUGGCAGAGUCAACCCCAAUCGUCUCUCUCGAGGAUGCUGAUGAGACUGCGAUUUUCUACAAUGCCAACAGACACUUGGUUGGCCCACUCACGCCAGAUCUGCGCUCCAAGAUUGUUCGCAAGAACUUCUGGGCACUACUCAGCCAAACGUGGUGGAUCGCUUUUCUCAUCCAUCUCGACAAGUCGACACUCUCGCAGGCUAGUACCAUGGGCAUCUUCCGUGAUGUUCAUAUGUCGAAGAAAACGUACAAUGACCUCUUUUUGGUGUUCUAUGCCGGUUACCUGAUCGCUCUGUGGCCUGGCGCUUGGCUAUCUCAACGCAUUGGCCAUCGUGUUUUCAUCAUCGGCUCUCUGUUUUUCUGGGCUCUCCUUAUCGGCCUCCACUGCACCGUCACCACCGGCCCGCAAAUGAUGGCUCUCCGUUUCUUCCUCGGAAUGGUCAGUUUGUCGCGUGGACACACGUCAAGCAAUGUCCGGUGAACCUGACUUGUUCCAUUGUCGUCCAUUGCCAGACCGAGUCGCAAAUUGUACCAUCUACUACGGUCCUGCAUCAGGCGUUUUUCCCGCCCAAGAAGAGCCCGUGGGUGCAACUCCUGUGGUGGGCAGCUGGUGGACUCGCCAACGUCAUGCUCACCAUGGUCGCCUACAAGCUCAUCAUCGAUGAAGGUAACGUCACGCUGCUUCACGGUCUUUCGUCGUGGAAGUGGCUGCACAUCAUCUGUGCUGCGGUUACUUUUGCCAUCUUUGUACCGCUCCUGCUCUUUGUGAGUUGGCUUUGAUGCAAUUCUUUCCCCGUUCAUCGUCACUGACUCCCACGUAACAUUUUCAUCCCGUCAGCUGCCCAACACACCUGUCGACGCAAAGUGGCUGACUCGUGACGAGAAGGUACAUACCAUCGCGAUGAUUAGAGAGACGCAUGCAGGUGUUGCGAACCGUCAUUUCAAAUGGCACCAUCUUCGCGAGCUGUAUACCGACCUCAAGAGCUGGUUGUUCAUGUGCGUUGAGCCGUCGUCUACGCGCAACAAAUGAGCUGACUGCUGACAUCGCUGCUCUAUUCCACCCUGGACGAUCAGCUUCCACAUGUUCUUCAACGAGCUUCCGAACAAUACCUCGCAGCAGUUGCCACUCAUCGUUGUGGGCUUUGGUUUCACACCAGCUGAGAGUGCUCUCUUCAACAUCGUCAAACCUAUCUGGGGCUCGGGUCAGUACAAUGCGUCUGCCGUGCCACAUCCACGCCUUGAUGCUUACCAGACUAACCUCUUCCGUAUAUGAUGACAGUGCUGAUCCUCGUCACAGCCGCAAUGCUGUAUAGCACUCGUCUCGGUGUCGGCUACACCUGCGCCCUCUCCUACAUCCCGUGCUUCAUCGGCGGCAUUAUUGAGCUAGCAUCUCCUUGGUCGAACAAAGUAGCGCUUGUCGUUGGCACGCAAAUUUCGACUUUCAAGCCGUCAUACUUGUGAGUCGUCUUCGUGGUGCCUUUCGUCUGCGUUUAUGACGCUGACUGCUGCCGCUCCCUACAUCCCACCUAGACUGGGUCUGUCUUGGGCUGGGACGACGACGACCGGUCACACGAAGCGAAUUGCCCUCAUGUCUUCAUGCAUCGUAGCAGCUUCGGUUGCCAAUAUGAUUUCCCCGGAGUAAGCGUUCAAAGAGGUCUGGUGCCAGCCUCAGAGACUGUAACGCCACCAGUGCUGACAGCGUCCCGCACCGCGCAGAUUCUGGCAACCCCAGUACGCACCCCGCUACAAGCUUCCUUGGGCUUUCAUGACCGCUUUCUGGUUUAUUUCACCCGCCAUGUGUCUCGUCAUACGCUGGCAUUUGCAGAAAGAGAACAGGCGCCGUCAAGCUUUACUGGCCCAGGGAGAGACGAAGGAUGGAGCGCUUGGAGAAGGUGAAAGAGGUCUGCACAAGGUCGAACAAGCUAGACUCGAUCUUGGAAACAGCGAGAAACUCAGCAUCGAGAACGAAGAUCUCGACCUCACCGAUCGCGAGAAUUUGCGCUUCGUAUACCCUUUGUAG
Molecule: messenger RNA, 2085 nt
Organism: Ceraceosorus bombacis
Lineage: Eukaryota; Fungi; Basidiomycota; Exobasidiomycetes; Ceraceosorales; Ceraceosoraceae
Source: the annotation of a GenBank genome assembly